Phodopus roborovskii (desert hamster) is the source of this 981-nucleotide messenger RNA. Its product is annotated as olfactory receptor 4F15-like. Gene Ontology annotation, cellular component: membrane. The record is from RefSeq and is a predicted model, not a curated record. The transcript has a single exon. Gene Ontology annotation, biological process: G protein-coupled receptor signaling pathway. NCBI's taxonomy places the organism in Eukaryota, Metazoa, Chordata, Mammalia, Rodentia, Cricetidae. Gene Ontology annotation, molecular function: G protein-coupled receptor activity; olfactory receptor activity. The coding region runs from base 27 to 965 and encodes 312 amino acids.
UUCAUGUAGCACUACAAAGGACACCAAUGGAAGGAAAAAAUCACUCUGUGGUGUCAGAAUUUGUGUUUGUGGGACUCACCAACUCCUGGAAGAUGCAAGUACUUCUGUUUGUGUUUGCUUUAAUGUUUUAUAUGGCAAGCAUGAUGGGAAAUUCCCUCAUCAUCUUCACAGUGGCUUCUUACCCUCACUUACAUUCUCCCAUGUACUUUCUGUUGGCCAACCUCUCUUUAAUUGAUUUAGGUGCUUCAUCUGUCACUUGUCCCAAGAUGAUUUAUGAUCUGUUCAGAAAGCACAAAGUCAUCUCCUUUAGAGGUUGCAUCACUCAAAUCUUCUUCAUUCAUGUCAUUGGUGGUGUGGAGGUGGUGCUGCUUAUAGGCAUGGCUUAUGAUAGAUAUGUAGCCAUAUGUAAACCUCUUCAUUAUUUGACCAUUAUGAAUGCCAAAAUGUGCAUUUUCAUCUUAGUGUCUGCAUGGGUGGUUGGCCUUAUGCAUUCCCUGGUUCAAUUUGUUUACAUAGUGAACUUGCCUUUCUGUGGACCAAAUAUUUUGGACAGUUUUUACUGUGACUUUCCUCGGUUCCUCAGACUUGCUUGCAUAGAUACCAACCAAUUAGAAUUAAUGGUAUCUGCCAACAGUGGAUUCAUCUCUGUAGGCUCCUUCUUCAUACUGGCCAUAUCUUAUAUUGUCAUCAUAGUCACUGUUCAGAAACAUUCCUCAAGUGGUUCCUCCAAGGCACUGUCUACUCUUUCUGCUCACAUCUCUGUUGUGGUCCUGUUCUUUGGUCCCUUGAUAUUUAUUUAUACAUGGCCUUCCCCCUCCACCCACCUGGACAAGUAUCUGGCCAUAUUUGAUGCAGUUGGCACUCCGUUUCUGAACCCUGUGAUCUAUACCCUGAGGAAUCAAGAAAUGAAGACUGCAAUGAAGAAAGUAUGCAGACAGCUACUGAAAUAUGGGAAGAUAUCCUAAAUGAUUGCAUGGUGAA